AUGGCCAUAUACAUUCUAUGUAUUGACCAGAUGCGACCGCUCCGGUUUGCCUCCGGGCCCCUCCACCCGCGCAUACAAGGGCCUCUCCUCCGCCCGUGGCCCGGACGCCUGUGCUGCUGCGCUGCUCUCCUCCAGCACUCGCCGCCCCAUGCUCCUCCUCCUCUGCCUGGCCUGAGCGCCUCCGCCUCCAACCUCGCACCGCAGCAGUCCAACCUCGUGCCCGAGCCGUUCCCGCCCACGGCGCAGGCCCCGUCGCCCUCCGGCUCCGGCCGCCCCGACGGCCGCGCUCCUCCUCCUCGCUCCGGCCUCCCGCGCGCCCAAGGCUCCGGCCGGCCUCGCCGCGCCCGGCUCGCCUCCCGCAGCCGCCGCGCCCGUCCAGCCGGCCGCCGCCUCGCCGAGCACGGAGCCCGCCCACGCCCACCCGGCUGCGCCCGGCCGACUUCGCCCAUGGUUGCCUGCUCCGCCUGCGGCCCUGGCCGCCCUAGCACGCUGCCGGCUCGCUCGAGGUCAUCCCCGCGUGCGCGGCUCCCGUGCCGCCUGCGGCCUCCCUCCGCCUUGCUGAAAGCCGGCUGCGCCGCCUCGCGCCGUCCGGCCACCCCCGAUGUGCCGCUCCACCUCCCCACGGGCGCCGGCUCCGCCUGUUCGCCCCGGCAACCCGGCCGGCCCGCGGCUCCUCUUCGCGGCGCGCCCGGUGUCCCCCGUCUGCGCCACUCCCGCGCCGGUCCGCCGAGACGCCGGGAGCCGGCCUCCGCAUCCGGCGCACGCGCGCAACCCGGCGCCGGCUGGGCCGCCCUGCGCCGGUUCCUCCCCGUGCCGGCUUCCCCGCGCGCCGCCUCGAGUGGGAGGUCGUCCGCCUCGCCGCUGUAG
Molecule: messenger RNA, 867 nt
Organism: Aegilops tauschii subsp. strangulata
Lineage: Eukaryota; Viridiplantae; Streptophyta; Magnoliopsida; Poales; Poaceae
Source: RefSeq, a predicted model, not a curated record